Molecule: messenger RNA, 6261 nt
Organism: Chinchilla lanigera (long-tailed chinchilla)
Lineage: Eukaryota; Metazoa; Chordata; Mammalia; Rodentia; Chinchillidae
Gene: Lgi2
Product: leucine-rich repeat LGI family, member 2
Biological process (GO): inhibitory synapse assembly
Molecular function (GO): protein binding
Source: RefSeq, a predicted model, not a curated record
GGGGACCGGGGACCCGGCAUGGCGCUGCGGAGAGGCGGCGGUGGGGCGCUGGGGCUGCUGCUCCUGCUGGGCGCCGCUUGCCUGGUCCCGCGGAGCGCGCAGGUGAGGCGGCUGGCGCGCUGCCCCGCCACUUGCAGCUGUACCAAGGAGUCCAUCAUCUGCGUGGGCUCCUCCUGGGUGCCCAGGAUCGUGCCGGGCGACAUCAGCUCCCUGAGCCUUGUCAAUGGAACGUUUUCGGAAAUCAAGGACCGAAUGUUUUCCCAUCUGCCUUCUCUGCAGCUGCUAUUGCUGAAUUCUAACUCAUUCACGGUGAUCCGGGAUGAUGCGUUUGCUGGCCUUUUUCAUCUUGAAUACCUGUUCAUUGAAGGAAACAAGAUAGAAACCAUUUCAAGAAAUGCCUUUCGUGGGCUCCGUGACCUGACUCACCUGUCUUUGGCCAAUAACCACAUUAAAGCACUACCAAGGGACGUCUUUAGUGAUUUAGACUCUCUGAUUGAACUAGAUUUAAGGGGGAAUAAAUUCGAAUGUGACUGCAAAGCCAAGUGGUUGUAUUUGUGGUUGAAGAUGACCAAUUCUACGGUGUCCGAUGUGCUGUGCAUUAGCCCCCCCGAAUAUCAGGAGAAGAAGCUUAACGACGUGACCAGCUUUGACUAUGAAUGUACAACUACAGAUUUCGUGGUUCACCAGACCUUGCCCUACCAGUCGGUGUCCGUGGACACAUUCAGCUCCAAGAACGACGUGUACGUGGCCAUCGCACAGCCCAGCAUGGAGAACUGCAUGGUGCUGGAGUGGGACCACAUCGAAAUGAAUUUCCGGAGCUACGACAACAUCACAGGCCAGUCCAUCGUGGGCUGCAAAGCCAUCCUCAUUGAUGACCAGGUCUUUGUGGUGGUGGCCCAGCUCUUCGGCGGCUCUCACAUUUACAAAUACGAUGAAAGCUGGACCAAGUUUGUCAAAUUCCAAGACAUCGAAGUGUCUCGCAUCUCCAAGCCCAACGACAUCGAGUUGUUCCAGAUCGAUGAUGAAACGUUCUUCAUCAUCGCCGACAGCUCUAAAGCAGGGUUGUCAACGGUCUACAAGUGGAACAGCAAAGGCUUCUACUCCUACCAGUCCCUGCAUGAGUGGUUCCGAGACACAGAUGCCGAGUUUGUUGAUAUCGACGGGAAAUCGCACCUCAUCUUGUCCAGCCGCUCCCAGGUGCCCAUCAUCCUCCAGUGGAAUAAGAGCUCUAAGAAGUUCGUCCCGCAUGGCGACAUCCCCAACAUGGAGGACGUGCUGGCUGUGAAGAGCUUCCGGAUGCAGAACACCCUGUACCUGUCGCUCACCCGCUUCAUUGGGGACUCUCGGGUCAUGAGGUGGAACAGUAAGCAGUUUGUAGAGGUCCAGGCGCUGCCAUCCCGGGGCGCCAUGACUCUGCAGCCCUUUUCUUUUAAAGAUAAUCACUACCUGGCCCUGGGGAGCGAUUACACGUUCUCACAGAUAUACCAGUGGGAUAAAGAGAAGCAGCUGUUCAAGAAGUUCAAGGAGAUCUACGUGCAGGCCCCUCGCUCCUUCACAGCUGUGUCCACCGAUAGGAGAGAUUUCUUUUUUGCAUCCAGUUUCAAAGGAAAAACAAAGAUUUUUGAACACAUCAUUGUUGACUUAAGUUUGUAAACGUGCCAUGGGUGAGAUUUAAACAGACCAUGUAGCGUUAGCUCUCAUAAGAGAGGGCCAAGAAGAAAUAAAGUAAUAAAAUAACAUAAGCCAGGCUCAGAGCUCUGAAAUCCAACUUUAAAAUGCACUGGGGAAAUAGUUAGAUGUUUUCAAACUUUUAGGACUCACAUUUUAAUCAGGGGUAGCAUUUAUCGGCUAACUGCAUGACAUGCCCAUUCUAUCAUUUUAAAAGGCACCUGGUGGCCUGUGAUUUCCAAGAGAAGAGUGCAGCAUUUACUCUUACCAUCUAGAAAGUGAUGUGCUUUUUCUUCCUUUUUAAUGAGGAAGGAGAAACAUGGAUAAGAUGGGGUAGCCCUUUUAAUGAAAUAAUAAUAAUAAAUAAAUAAACCAAACCAAACCAAACCUAUGGACCCUUCUCAUUCCAUUUUAGCAACCUUCUGGGUAAGAACUGGUCAAGCCAAAGUCAGCUGAAAAUAUUUGCUGAUUAGUAGUUUCAAAAUCUCAGAGCACUCAGCAGUGCUAUUCUGAGCCAUUCUGAUUUCCUGAAAGUAACUCCCAGCCUUCCAGAACAUUCUGAUUUCCUGAGCCAUUCUGAUUUCCUGAAAGUAACUCCCAACCUUCCAGAACAUUCUGCAAUACCAGAAUCUUCCCCUUUGGUUGGCUCAUGUGGAUAAAUGCUCAUCAUGGGUGUGUUAACAGCUUAAUCUUUGACACUGCUUUCUCUUCCACAAAGAAAAUAAGUCUGGCAACACACGUCUAGGCCAGCAUGGGCCCUGGGCCCGGCAGUGAGACAAAAGAAUGCUUCCCUCUGCGUGCUUCAAAGCUGGGCCUUGCGGUGGCCUGAGCAAUAGCGCCUGUUUGAUGCACUCUGUGACUCAUCUGCCUCCCUGCACCCAUCCUUUGAGUUUGUGGGUAGCCAGCAGACAGGCCAAAGACUGAACGGUGCUUUUGAUUCUGUCCUUCAGAGGGGUGGAACAGGUAUUUCCAUCUGAUGUGCAUUUGGUAGGAUUUUUUCAAGUGAGAUUCCACAGAGUCAAAGGGAACUUCACUUACAAAAAUCACAAUGUGCUUUAAAACCCAGAGGUGGCCCUUUGAUUUAUGCAUGUCUUUGCCCUCUGGACAACUUAAUAUUUCAAGUAAUUGAAUAGCACUAACGCUAAGCCUGCCCACCUGCCUACCUCCCACUCCUGGAAUAGUCCUGCUUCAUUGAGUUGUUGGUGUUGCUGCAGUAGCACUGAAGGUGCUGUGGGCACCUAAUCCCAAACCCGAAUUCCCACAGUAGGGGCCCAGCUUUCUCUCCCGGUAUCCCAGCAGCAGGUAUUCCCUCCUCAACCGCCCUGCCCCAUGACCGUGUGUUGGUGGCAGGACACCGUACAGGCUAGGGCUUUCAGGCUGACUGCUGGAGCCACAUGCGCUGAAUCCCACCAACCAUGUCUGUCCUCAGCGGGCCAGGUGGGCUCUUUCAAAAUGGGGUUCUGGGGUUAGCAGUAAGGAAGCCCACUGGCUGUGGUUUUGUACAAAGCUCCUUGUGGAUGUUCUGCCUGAGUAGCUGGUUCUUUUCAGGGGACGUGAAGCACAUGGCUUCUUAAAGAAUAACCCGGCAAAUUUCUUCUUGCCAUGAAAGGGGCACCAUCCCACUGUACUGUAGUAUUUGUUUUGGUGAUUAUUGGCCACAUCGUAAGUAGGUAGCUGUUUUGCCAUGAGUGUGAAUGUGUCUGUUGUUUCCUGACUUUAAGCAAUGCAGAACAAGCAAUAAAUGGCACUCUGAGAACGACGUGUUGGUGUCCAGUCAGCACUCUGGGGUACAUUCUGGCACCUCGGGCUGAGGCUUCCAGCCCAAGAGGCUGGGCGAUUACUGAGCUCACUCACCCACACUCAGUUGUGUGGUUGCUUACAGCUUUCCUACAAAAUACCAAGCAAAACAGAGUUUGUUUUCAUUUUUCUAACGCACAAACCACUCUUUCUUUGCAUCCUUUUGCUUUCUUGGUUUAUUUGAGUUGGUGACAAAUGCCCACAUCUUCACACUGGAGGCUGAAAGUGGGACAUCUCUGCCAUCCCUCCAGCUAUAGAGGCAGGAACUCUAUUCUUCCUGGUGCGUGGGACCCUCAGACAGGCUGGAUGGCCAGACAUCUGGCAAAUAGUAAAGGGGACCCUGAAGCAAUCCUAGCCUUUGCAGCAGGUUGAAAUAACAUUCCUGAUUCUAGCUGCCUGUAGAAUAGGCAAUGGGGUGCUUUCACACUUCUACCUCCGUGAAGCAAUGCACCAACUUCUCAGUGAUACUUAAAGGGUGAAGUUAGGGACGGGCCAUCUGCACUCACCAUGCUGUAACCGUUGCUUAGAAUCUGGAGAACCAGGAAGAAUAGGGAUCUAGGCUUUAGUGGGGAAUUUAUAGAGUCCAGAAGUGGCAUUUAGGGAUGAAAGAAAGAUCUCAAGUCAGAAGUGGGGUUAGCACAGGAGGCGGGGGUGAUACACUCAACAGCAAUCAGAUUUUCUUCCUCUUUUUAAAGUUUAUGCAAGACUGGAGCCUGGAGUUUGUAGAGUCUGGGAAGAGAUGUUUGUUCCGUCCAACUUAGCGAAGGAGCGUAGAUGUUCUUGGCACAAAGAGGCGGGAGCUUUGCUUCGUUAAUCUUACUGCUUGAUCCUAAGGCUCCCUGAAGUUUUAAGCAGUUUCUGCAAGAAGAUCUCCCGAAGUGAUAAUGUAACACAUAAGCCCCAACUGAACAAUGAUGACAAAAACAAAAGCAGGGAAGCAUGUGGGACAGCCCCUGUGGAGCUCUGAGGCGGGAGGGCUGCCUCUCUCCUCUGUCACCCACUGCUGGGCGCCUGCUCAGCCUGCCCUUUAGGGUUACCUGUGAUGAGGGCCCUGGACUCAGCCCUCCACACAGCCACGAGCUUGAAGGCCACUGCCCAAAAGCAAGCACUUGUCCCCGCCUCCACAGGGCCAGGAGCGCAUCCUCUAAGAACUCUAAAAACAGCUCGGAGGGAAGAGCGCCAUGUGCCGGGCAGGGAUAAGAUCGCCCUGCAUUUCUGCAAAGCUGAAUAUUUUUCCACAUUCCUUUGCACUCAUCUCAUUUGUCAUAAGUCGUUCUUCAGUUUAUUGGAGGGACAGAGUUGUUCUAAUUUCAAGGAAGAGGGAAGCCGGGGACUCUAUGGCUAUCUAGUCAUGUGCGGCAGAGUUAGAACUUCCCCUCUGAAGAGCAGGCGCUGUGUUUCCUUUCUGUGACUCUGCUGUCCGCUCCUAGGGGAAGAUUUUUCAUUGUCUUUGUACUUCUGAGCUUAGCAGCACCUUGAGAUAAAAUAAAAAAUGCAAUUAAACAUGCAUAGCCAGAAGGAGAACCCAUCGAAUAGACACCAUUCAGUCAAUUGGUCCAUUUAAUGAUGUACAAACCCUCUGGAACUUCUGUGACACAUGAGGACCCAUUCACAAAACUCUUCCAAGAAGUUCAGGUACUUUUCUAUUGUUUAAAGAGGAUUUCUCACUGACGCUGUGCAUCCUCCUCCCACCUAGCUAUGGGAAAUGUGGGUGGGUGCUAAGGUUUGCAUAUAUGUGCUUCUAGUCAGUGUCCACCAGAUACACAAGAAGAAUUUGAUGGGAGAGAAAUUAAAACCCAAACGCACAAGUGAUGAAUUGAUCCAGGCCUACAUCAGCCUAGAGGGAGCACGUGGAGCAAGACAAUGAUGCAUUUUUCUUCUCCACGGAGUGAGAAGCUGGGUAUUUUUAGCAAGGAAAUCAGUGCAGGAUGCCGGAGGUUUGGCUGCCAGGAACAGGCAUGAUGGAAAGCUCUCUGGCCCUGGGUAUAAUGAAAGAGAGCAGGUCUGAAGGUGUGCAUAUCCUUUCGCAUGCCACUUACAGACAAUGUCCUUAGCAGGCUGUUUGAGUCCUUCGCAGAGAUCCCAGCCCCUCAAGUGCAGCUUUGGGAGAAAGUCUCUCAGUUAGACAGUGGCCACGGAUUCCUUUCCACGGUGCAUGGGAACGGAGCACAAGCUGUAUGAGAAAGGUGGACCGGAAUCCAGGCACCAUGGAAAGUGAAAGGGCAGAAACGCAGGCGGAUGGCCCAGAUGGAAGCGGUUUUGGGAAAGCAGAAAUUAACCUGGAAGCAAAGAAAAAGUGAUCACGAUUUUCUUUGCUACAGUCAGGCAAACAGAGUGUAGGAUGACCAAGCACAUUAAAAACAUCUGAGUGAUUAUUGCGAAUAACCCAUUGUGAUGCCUAUUCAAAUAAGAACUCUGCUUCGAGGCUGCUGAGCUCUGAAUGGAGGCCCUCUUCUUACCGUAUUCCAUUGCUUGUAUCAGAAGCCACCUUUUUCUAGUAGAAAACUAUGCAUUCCUUAGCCAUCCCUUGACUAUCAAGAAUGUAUAAGAACUGUGAUAAAAUAGGCCAGUAUGCCAUUUGGUACUGUUUUUAUGUAUUAUAAUUGCAUAACUUAGGUAAAAUAAAAAUAGUUUGUAUGUGUAUUAAAAUAAAUUUUGCAGUAUGCAGACAACUAUGGAUGCAUUUGAAGGCUGUAUACAUAUUUUUAGCUCUUUUUGGUGGAGUUAACAUGAUAUGCCUCUCAAUUCCGUAUGUUCUGUAAGCUUGUGAAUAAAAGGUAAUUCCUGUCUAAUGCA